UUUGUGCGAAGGCGGGGAGCAACAAACAGAAGGUUACGAGUUUAAACAAUUGGAUUAUUUUGCAUUUCAACCGGCUUUUCGACGGAGUUAUCGGGCCGAACUAUGUCUGGGACCUAACCGGAGCUUGUUGGGGCGCUUUGGGGCGGUUAAGGGGGACGUUUGGGAGGCGUUUUGGGGCUUUUUUUUUUUUUUUUUUAGGGCAUUUUGCUGCUUAGCUGUAGCUGCGUCAUCAUGUCGCCAACGACUCCGAAAAGAAAUCACAAGUUAACACCAGAGAUGCUGCUACAGCCCCCAAAACCCUCACCUGACCUCUGAUUUACCUGGCAGACAGGCUGGGGCGGUGCAGGUCUGGUUUAUGUGCCAUUUAUAGUCACUUUACGCAAUACUGUCGGCUUAUUUUACCAUUAUUAUUGUUAUUAUUAUCAUAAUAAUCACCAUAAACAUUACUUGGGUGGAGGGGAAAGCAUUUAUGUUGAUGUUACUUUUAAAUCAGGGCGUGGGAAAUGCUUUGAAAGUGUGUUUUGAAGGCAGGAAGUGUAACUACUGAUUGUCACGACUGUUUUGAUGGGAAUGAAAAAGAUGCUCACCUGGACAGGUAGGAAUCAAAGCAAUCCCGAAAAGCUGAUUCCCACAGCCCAGUGAGAGAUCUGAUGGUUAAUUAUCACUAAAUGGCUUUAAUUUGUUAAGAUUUCGGUUAAAGGAGGGCGUCAGGGUGUUUUUUUUUUCUUUUUUGUGAUCUGCUGUCACCACAUCCACGUGGACUUGUGAAGUUUGACUGAAGGUGGAAAGAGAGAGAGAGAGAGUUGUUGCUCAAAAAAAUACAAAAAAUGACUAGUGACUACACCCAUACCGGGGGGUUUCGUCCGUCCAAACCCCGGGCGGGUGGAGGCAUGCAGCCCGCCGGGAGGGGAGCCCACGCUCGGCGGUCCCCCAACUUCGAGCUGAUCGACGGGCUGCUGUACCGCAAGAAGCUGGAGAGAGGGUUCAUGAACUACCGGGAGGUUCUGAGCGAGGACUGGCGACAUGAGGCCGUCUCCACCUUCCACCAGAGGAGACCCGGGCAGCGACACCUCUCCCUGGAGGAGACCUACAAAUGUGUGGCUGAAAACUACUGGUGGGAGGGAAUGUACUUCCAGAUCAGAGACUUUGUACUCAGCUGUUCAUGGUGUCAAAAACGACGCAGUAAGAAAUCGGAGGAGCUGAAGGGCCAAGGAUGUGUCACGAAGACGAUAAUGACACACGGCGCCGACGUACUGAGCAAGCUGAGGAGUCAGCGGGAGGCGGGGCUGUUCUGUGACACCACCCUGCGGACGAGCGGGCGAUCCUUCUCGGCCCACAGAGCCGUUCUGGCAGCCGUCAGCGAUCACUUCCACGAGAUCUUUACAGAAAUGGACUCGAGCAAGAGGGCAGACAUAGAUCUCACUGGCUUCAGUGAGGAUGGUCUUUUGUCUCUGCUGGACUUCUCCUACUCCUCCACUCUGUGUGUUCGUCAGGAAGACUUACCUGAGGUUUGUGCCAUGGCCCGUCACCUGGGCAUGUGGCCUGCCGUGGAAGCCUGCUCUGCUCUCCUCAAAGAGCAGGGGCAGAUCCAUCCCUGCAAAGCCUUUCCCUCGCCCUGUGCCGGCGCAUACCGCGAACACCAUCGCCAGAAAAGGGAAGAGGAUUUGGGAUGCAACAAUAUGAAUGAAAGCUUUAGUCUAACGCUGGAUACAUCAGAUGACUCUUUACAAGAAAGUCCGAGGCGCAAUCUGCGCAGGACGCCCAAAUCUCAAGGCCAUAACGGCCUUCCUAUGAGUCCCUCGCACAGGAUGAAGCUCAUGGACUUCAAGUCUCCCUCCUCCAAAAAGGCCACUACACCCCAUCAUGCCGUACCCACAUCCCAGUCAACGAGUUACUCGGCCAUAUCGCAGCCGAACGCCCGUCUCCUCCGCUCUUCUCCCGGUGCUGCUAAGGAGGUUCAGAGGUUGCUGCCCAUGGCGGAGACGCCGCGGAAGAGCAGAAAGUCCAACUGUAUCACAUCUAGAUUCAGGCCCAGCACUGCCUGCAGUCCUGCGAGGGUUAAACAAGAGGCAGAGGAGGUUGGAGAGGACGAGCAGGAUUUUGCAAGAGCGCAGGAGAAGUACAAGCUCAUGAACGUCUUAGGACUGCAGAGGACUGCUCUUCUUCCCAGACCGGAGGAUCUGAUUGGCUGGAGACAAAAGAAACGCCUUAGGAAGCUAAAGGUCAACAACUAUUCACUCACCCAGCGGCGGAAACCCCGUCCGACGUCCCCCGUACUGUCGUACGGUGAAAUAGCUUUGUCACUCCCUCUCUGUAACCCUGUUACUACCCGACUCAUAAGCAAGUGUGCGAAGAUUAAGCCUGGGUGCCCCAUCGGCGCAGAGCUGAUCACCGCUAAGAAGCAGAAAAGGGUCAAACAGCUUGUUCCUCCCACUGACCGGAGCAUGCGGAGUAAAGGGGGGCUACCGGACCUGUUCCACCAUGCUGCCUUUGGUGGGCGAGAGCUCAGACGCUCCGUGAGGAAGGGGGAAGACGGCCACCUCCACUCCCACCAGCCUCGGCGACACAGCAGCAGCAGCAGCAGCAGCAAGACUCACAACAAGACCAACACAGUCAGGAUCAAAGCCGAACCAGCCGAAUACUCCAUCUCAGGUUUUAAACUUCUGUCGGACAAUCACAGCGAACACGUAGCUCACACAUCCUUACCGUCACAGCGGACACAAGUCUGUGUAGAAACCACGAAGACGCCGCGCUACAACAGCAGCCGACUGGCGACCAAAGCCAAAAUCAGGCGCGGCUCCAGGAAGGAGACAAACGAGAUGAAAUGUAAGGCCAGAGAGGACGCACGGAAAGUGGGGAGCCAAGGUCCAAAAGUGAAAGAUACCGAGCCCAACGGGCUCCAGGUGUCAGAGUCUCCGUCACCCAUUUACCAACAUCCUCUGUACAAAGCCAUUAAAGAGGAGCCGGCAGAACCGGUGCCUGUUGUCGGCCCGUUUCCCGACCCGCCCUCGCCGGACCUGGGCAAGCGCCAGAGCAAGCCCCCCAUCAAACUGUUGGACUCAGGGUUUCUGUUCAGCUUCUGUCGGCCAGCGGGGGGGCCCAUGGCGGGGCUGAAGAAGGAGGAGGAGAGUGUGGAUAUCUGCCUGACGCGCUCGGUGUCGCGGGUCGGGCAAACAUUCGAGGCGGAAGAGUCUCCACACAGAUCGCUGCGAGCCAGAGGCACUCCGGUCAGGACUGCGGUGAAGAGGGAAAAGACGGAGAAGAGGGUGACGGAGCGCAAGGCUCAGAAACGGAAGACAACGUCCCAAAACACUGCUCCAGAUCCGACCAGACGUGCCGGGUCAAAACCUUCAAAGACGAUGCCAAAAGUAAAUAAUAAGCAACAAAGUAAACUCACUGAUACGGGCAGCAAGAGCUGUGUGGUGCUGGAUGCCGUACGUCGUGCUCGCCUAAAGCAGCUCCGAGGGCCUCGCAGUCAAGCUCCCAAAGUUCCCAAAGCGGCCCACGCGUGUCCACAGUGUCCGGCUGCCUACCAGGACUGCGACGCUCUCAUCAUGCAUCGCAUCAGGCACAUUGAGGGAAAGCACUGGCCUUGUCCGCUCUGCAGCAAGACAUUCUUUCGACUGAAGAAUGUCAGGAAUCACAUCCGCACCCACGACCCCAAGUUGUAUAAAUGCCGGAGCUGCAUCGUUGCUGGUUCGUGAGGCGGCUGCUGGAGGACUGAGGCUGAGGAUGAAGGUUGUUGGAGUCUCUUCGCCACCUGAGAGCCUGAAGGACGCGAUGGAUCUGCAGCUUGUACAUAAUGUAUCCGUCAAGAACGAGCACGACGGUUUGUGGGGAAGGCGCACCUCCUCCGGAUCAACGCGGUCGCCGCUGUCGAUUGGGCGCCGUUCCCGUUUUGCUUUUCAAUUAAUUACGGACGGUUCAACUUGAACGUUACACUCAGGGGCGGGGAAUGCGAUGCCACGGUAUAAAGUGAUUCAACGUCACGACUGUGUACAAAAUGAAUUGUAAAGUGAUUGUUAUAACUAUUCCUGCUACUUGUUACCUUUAUUUUUUUAAUGUAAAGAUAAUUGUUGAAGCACUUAUAGCUUGAGUUGUAAACCUAAGAAGCAGGAAUGAGACUGACGGUUGGAAGUCCGAGGUGGGAAUACUUGAAGCGAUGCGAGUGCUGGAGCCUCUCCUUUGAUUCUCAGUACGUCUUUGUCGGUCGGUGUGUAGACUUUGAAAUGACCAGUCUGUCCGUAUUGAUCUGCUACUCUUUCACGGUCCGUGAUCGGUGGGUUGGGGACUGGGGGGGUGGGGUGGGGGGGGCUUAUGCGCUGACGCCACUGCAUGUGUAUUUGAAGAUGGUUUGUAGUCCGCUGUCUUUUCUAAACCUGACUGUUUUCAAAAAAAAAAGGGAAACGUGUCUCGUUUUUAAUGUGAAUUUCUUAAAAGUAAACAAGGCAACUGCAUCAUCAGAGAUGUUUUAUUCAUCUCGUCCUCCUCCUUAAUGUCAGCCAUAAUCUUGCUCAACUUAAACUUCUCCUCCUACUGAGUAAAUGCAAUGUGCACAUACAGAGAUGUUUAUGUAUCAAAUUGAUUUUAGAAAUAAAUGAGCUGUCUCUUGGUAUCUGUUAAAAGACUGAAUAAAUUUUUUUCCUUUU
Messenger RNA from Cololabis saira (Pacific saury), 4649 nucleotides. RefSeq lists its product as uncharacterized. Gene Ontology annotation, molecular function: protein binding; RNA polymerase II cis-regulatory region sequence-specific DNA binding; DNA-binding transcription factor activity, RNA polymerase II-specific. Bases 828 to 3704 code for a protein of 958 amino acids. Gene Ontology annotation, biological process: regulation of transcription by RNA polymerase II. The transcript is spliced from 7 exons. The record is from RefSeq and is a predicted model, not a curated record. NCBI's taxonomy places the organism in Eukaryota, Metazoa, Chordata, Actinopteri, Beloniformes, Belonidae.